GGCGGUUCCAAAUGUGCGCACUGAAGUCCUCUAGGGAUGGCCUAUCACGCGUAUAGCCGCAAUGGCCAGCCUGGGCGUCGCAAGAGAAGCCUUGUACCUAAAUUCAACGGGUGGGGCUGCCUUCCGCUUGUAGUCGGCAUGGUUGCAGCAUUUUGCGUUUGUUUGACUCUACAAUGGCCGGGAAGCCCAACGCAGCUGCCAUAUAUUUUCCCAGAAGCUGGCAGAAAUACCCGAACUAUGGAGGUCGUGGACAAACACUUGGUUGAAUGGAAUAGACAGCCGGUCUGGGUCAAGUUCAAGUUGCUCGAAACACAACGAGACCGGAUUGUGGCGUCAUAUAUGACGUCAGUCUUGAUCCCCAUGCAUGCGGUAUUGGAAUGCUUACAGGGUUCGCAGAAUUCGUUCGCAGGCGUGGCGCGCGCAUGCAGCCAUGCUCUUGGCAAUGACAUUAAUGUCCAGCUAAUCGGAUCGCCAAUAAAAGGCACCUUUUCUUUGGAAGACUCGGAUUUUGAUAUUCAGGUGACGAGGGGGGGAGGCAGCAAGAUGGCAGACAAUCCCUUCACGGAGAUUGACAAGCGCAAGGUGGCACAAAACUUGGAGAAGCUGGAUUGUGUGACCGGGCCUGUCAGAAUCGGAAAUGUGGCCAUCAAGUUCCUUCUUCGGGAGGGCCCUUCUGUCGACCUCGUCCUUGCGAAUCCCCGACCGGAGGAAUUCCCCAACCUACGCGGAGGGAAGGACUUCUACGAGAAUUCGGCGCGCAUCAACCGGUUCUUGGCUGAAACGCCUGCGGCCAGAGCUGCGAUCAUUGCAAUCAAGGAAUACCUCCCUCAAAAGCGACCGAAAGGAAUAUUGCUCGAGGCUAUUAUGUGGCGAUUGUCAGACAUUUUUCAGGUGGCCAGUCAAAGUGCAAGUCCUGGGGAGGAAUGGUACGAUUGCUUUCUUGACGUCGUGGACUCUGUGAGGAAUUGGGAGACGUCACCUUUCUUUGCAAGCGAGCUGAAGCAGAAUUUGGGCAUGCUACCAGACAGGACGCGACAGAAGUACAUUGAUGGUUUAGAGCUGGUUUCAAAGCCCAAUUUGGGAUUUCUGCUCGUUUUAACAGGAAUCCUUGACGAGGCUGAGACAAGUUGGACUCCAAAGGAUGGACCUUUCUUUCUUCACGUUGACAAGUUGAUUUGUGAGGCCUUCCAUAAUUCGUGAGCUUUGCGUGGCUCAUGCACGAACUUGAAAGCCUCUUGUUUUGGAAAAGGACACCACAUAGGCAAAGGCCUAGAUGAAGAGAUACAUAAAGGAUGGAU
Molecule: messenger RNA, 1298 nt
Organism: Effrenium voratum
Lineage: Eukaryota; Dinophyceae; Suessiales; Symbiodiniaceae
Source: the annotation of a GenBank genome assembly